AUGGGUCUCAAGGGUCUGCUCUCUGCCCUGAAAGCAGCAAUCCCUCUUCUUGUUCUCCUGGCUUACGCAAUAAAUGCCAUUCCUUUCGACAAUCUCGAGUCCGUUACAGAUGCGUCCGUCGCUCAACCCACAACGCCACUGACAGUGUCAACUGUUGCCCCAUUCACUCCAGCUGCCUUUGAUCAUGACCUCAAAGCUCGCGAGGCUCGUGAGGAUGGAGCAGCAGAUAACAGCAAUGAUGAAUGGUACAUGACUUGUGCUGGAGAUAACAAGAUGUCUGUCCAGUUCUGUGAGCAGCGUCUCUAUGGCUAUUAUUGCGGUCAAUACAUUCUCACCAAAUCUGGUGAGGAGCAAAUCAUGUGCGGCUGGGCAUGCGAAUGCAAGAGAGGACACCCCGUCCCUGACUGUAUUUACAUUCACGGACGUUGCUUCUUUGAUGUACCUGGUGGUGAAAAUGAUCAAGGUGGCAAUGAUUCUAGAGCACUCUCAAGUGAAGCACUGCGCACGCCGACUGACAAUCUAACUCCAGAGGCCAAAGCCCCGACACAAGAUCCGGAGCUCAAAGCACUCGACUUGGUGGAGCAUGAUCAGGAGCUUGCUUGGUCCAAUAUGCCCAACAGCCUGUUUCCACGAGUCUAUCACAACUAUGCUCUCGUCUGCAUUGAGUCAGAUUGGACCAGACAGUGCAGAAACAAUCCAUACGCAUACUCAUGCAACGCAAAUGGCGUAGUUGGAAGAAAGCAAAUAGAUGUCUACUGCGAAGCUAUUUGUGGCUGUGUCAACCUGGGUGCUGUUGCCAGCUGCUUCAAGAAUCAGCGCUGGGUUUCGACUUGUCUCGUUGCCUUGGGAGACGAUGAAGGUCUUUCAAAUGCAGCCGAAACCUUGGGUGCGACCUUGGAUUUCAACCAGACACGCAACGGCACAUCAACCACGUCUGAUAUCCCGUUCGCUUCGCCUUCUGAGUCUCUUCCGUCCGGAGAUCUCCCUGUCAUGUGUGAAACAAACGGUAGUCUCGACACAGUAUUGACCGAAUUCUGCGUGGAACAUGACUACUACUGUUCCCUCCAUAUGGAAGACGGGUACGCCAAGUCGUCUCUUCUUACAGAUUCAGAGUCGAUCGAUCAAUGUGCGGCAGGAUGUCACUGCAUUGGCAAUCAUCAACGAGUCGAAUUUCAGAACAAGGUGAAUGGUGGCCAAGUUCUGUUAGAACCCAGGGCAGACCCAUCAGUCCCCAAUUACAUACGGACAGGUGUAUCAGUCUAUUAUUGUAUCCAUACCCUCAAUGCUUACGACUCGGAAAUCGAUAUACGCCUAGUCGAGUUCUGCCAAAAUGAGGGGUUCUACUGCGCAAAUGUUUCACCUACUGGUGCGUUAGGUUUCACACCAGUGACUCCCAACCACUGGGACAAGUAUCCUCGAUGUUACGACCAUUGUCACUGUGUUCAUUUUGAGGUGCACACAUGGGCCGACCGUGAUGCAAAGGCUUUGGAUGUUGCAGUGGACUCAGCAGAUGAUUCAAUUAAGGUCAAGAGAUCCAACUCAUUGGCAAACGAAGGCGCUGAAGCUUUGCAUCGUACAGCUGCCGAGAUCGACUAUACCCUCAGUUGCAUAAGUGACUACAACAUCACUACAUAUUGCCAACGUUUCCGGGGCUACAACUGCCACAGCAACGGGAAGAUCCAGCAUGGUGAAUCGGACACUGACUGCGACAAGUCUUGCCUAUGCCAACAUCCACAGAUGCUCCUAGAAGACGAUUCUGAAGCCAGCACUAAGUCGACCAACACUGCUCCACCUAAAGGUGUCCCCAGCCAGACAGUAGAUCAAUAUACCCUCAACUGCGGGAAUAGUCGACAAGGCCCCUCCUACUGCAGCACACCCGAACGUGGCUAUUUCUGCGAUGAAAAGAUACAGGUUAUGCGGACCUCGACUCAUUCAGAUUCUGGCAUCACCUACUGCAACAAUUUCUGCCAUUGCCAAUUCAAGUAUGCAAAGCCCUGUCUCGACGAGUUUGGUGUUUCAUGGUGCAUUGAGUGGUGGGAUGGGACUGUUCGGGAUUUCAACAACGCCACGCUCGUCGUUGGAAACGUCGGCAGUGUCUUAAUGUUGCCCAAUGGUACCAUGGUGCUUGAUAAGGCGGAGGACGGCUUCCCUUUUUGGGCUUCAUACACCUGA
Messenger RNA from Exophiala bonariae, 2172 nucleotides. RefSeq lists its product as uncharacterized. The record is from RefSeq and is a predicted model, not a curated record. The transcript is spliced from 2 exons. Bases 1 to 2172 code for a protein of 723 amino acids. NCBI's taxonomy places the organism in Eukaryota, Fungi, Ascomycota, Eurotiomycetes, Chaetothyriales, Herpotrichiellaceae.